AUGUCGAGAUUCUUCAAGGGAGGCUCAAAUGACAGUGAUGCAGAAUCCGUGGACUCCUCCGAAGGCAACCGCGUAGUUGCUUCAAAGACGAAGACUGAAGAGUCUUCUUCAGCGGAGGAAGAAUCGAGUGAAGAGGAAAGCUCAUCAAGCUCCGCAUCAGAGUCUUCUGAAAGCGAAUCAGAAUCAGAAUCAGAAAGUGAAUCAGAGUCCGAGUCUGAAUCUGAAAAAAGCAAAGAGUCCGAGUCCGACUCUGAGACUUCUGAUGAAGACAAAUCAGAACAAUCCGAAACCGAUAGUGAGGAAGACAGCGAAAGUUCUGAAUCCGAGUCAGGUUCUGAAGAGUCAGAGUCUGAAAGCGAGUCAGCUUCCGAGUCUGAAUCUGAAGGCGAAGCGGAAUCCGAGUCUGAAUCUGAGGAAUCAGAGCGCGCUGGUCCCAGUUCUUUCUUGAAAAAGCCCGAGGAAGCCAAGCCCGCUGGUUCUCGUUUUCUUCGUGGUGAAAGUAGCGAAGAAAGCAGUGAUGAAGAGGAGGGUCGCCGUGUCGUCAAGAGUGCUAAAGAUAAGCGCUUGGAUGAAUUUUACUCUGUUAUCGAUAACAUGAAGAAUGCUAUGUCUGGAAACAAAUGGAUGGUAGUUUCUAAUGAAUUUGAUCAGUUAAAUAAGAUCGCUCAAAAAUCCUCCGAAGCAGGCCGCCGUCCUCCUGCUUAUAUUGAAUUUUUGUCAAACCUUGACCAAAAAGUUGAGGGCGCCGAUAAAGCUUUCAUCAAGAGUCUCGAUGCUGCCAAUGGUCGUGCUCUAAACGCUCUUAAGCAACGUGUUCGUAAAAUCAGCCGCCAAUUUACUUCAGAAAUCCAACGUUUCCGCGAGAAUCCUGAAGCUUUUAUGAAGCCCGCUGCUGAAGUCGCGGAAGUACCCAAACCUGCCGCGAAGGCUGGUCAAGAUGAGGUUAUCGUUGGCGGCGUUGCUACUCGCGGUAUCGUUGCUCCUACCACGGAUGAGCCUAAGACUGAAGAAAUUUCUCCUUCCGACAUCUUCAAGCACCUUCGUGCUAUUUUUGAGGCUCGUGGUAAGAAGAGCACCGAUCGCACCGAACAAAUUCGAUUCCUUGAAAAAUUAUCAUCCAUCGCUGUUACAGAUUAUCAACGUCUUCGUGUUAAGGUCGCUCUUUUAGCUGCCCGAUUCGACAUUAAUACUGGAUCAAGCCAGUAUAUGCCCUUUGAGCAAUGGAACGGUGCUUUGAAGGAACUCCACAGCAUUUUGGACAUUUUGGAUGCUAAUCGAAAGGUUGUUAUUGUUGAACAAGUAGAAGAUGAAUUUGAAGAUGAGGAAGAAGCUGUUGCUGCUAGUGCUAACAAUAACGGUGUCGUUCAAAUCCAGGGCAGUGUCGUCUCUUUCUUAGAACGCUUGGAUGAUGAGUUCACUCGCUCUCUUCAAAUGAUUGAUCCUCAUGCACCAGAAUAUAUUGAGCGUCUUAAGGAUGAAACUGCUUUAUAUACAUUGCUUGUACGAAGCCAGGCUUACUUAGAACGUAUUGGCUUCGUUGAGAGCACUUCUCGUCUAAUUAUGCGUCGUCUUGAGCGCGUCUACUAUAAGCCUGGACAAGUUAUUCGUGCUAACGAGGAAUCAGCCUUGCGCGCCCUCUCUCCUGAUUUCGAUCUUGCUGUUACCCCUCGUGCAACUACUGAUACUCCUGAUAAAUUAAUCAACGCUCUUUGUGUCUACCUUUAUAAUCACGGUAUUAGUUUACUUCGGACUCGCGCCAUGCUCUGUCAUAUUUACCAUGAAGCUCUUCAAAAUCGUUUCUAUAAGGCUCGUGACAUGUUACUUAUGUCGCACUUACAAGAUAGCGUACACGCUGCUGAUAUUGCUACACAAAUUUUGCAUAACCGUACAAUGGUCCAAAUUGGCUUGUGUGCAUUCCGUAAUGGUAUGAUUCAAGAAGCCCAAUAUGCUCUCCAAGAUAUUUCUACCACUGGUCGUAUUAAGGAGCUUCUUGGUCAAGGUAUUCAAGCUCCCAGGUUUGGCCAGUUUAAUCCCGACCAAGAACGCUUGGACAAACAACUUGUCCUUCCUUUCCAUAUGCAUAUCAAUUUGGAGCUUCUUGAAUGUGUUUAUCUCACAUGCUCUAUGUUUAUGGAAAUCCCUGUAAUGGCCGCUGCUUCGGCUGCUUCUGAUGCUCGUAAGCGUGUUAUUAGUCGCCCCUUUAGACGCAUGUUAGAAUACACGGAUAGACAACUCUUUACUGGACCACCUGAAAAUACCCGUGAAUUUAUUAUGCAAGCUUCUAAGGCAUUGGCAGAAGGUGAUUGGCGUAAGAGUGAAGAAUUAAUUCAUGCUAUUAAAAUUUGGAGCUUGAUGCCAGACACUGACAAGAUCAAAUCUAUUCUCAGUGACAAGAUCCGUGAAGAGGGAUUACGUACCUACUUGUUAUCAUAUGCCGCAUUCUUUGACUCAGUGUCCCUUGAUUCUUUAGCGGAGACAUUCGACCUUCCUUUGCAACGUGUAACUGUUAUUGUUUCUCGUUUGCUCUCCAAGCGGGAGAUCCACGCUGCUCUUGACCAAGUGCACCGUGCUGUAAUUUUUGAGCGGGUUGAGAUUAACAAGUUGGAGAACAUGGCAAUUUCGCUUAGUGAAAAGACUGCACAAUUACAUGAAGCAAAUGAAAAGCUCUAUGAGCAAAAAACUCAACACACAAAUCCUCAAGAUAACAGACGUCGCGAAAAAACUGGAUCGGUGAAACGACGCAAUGAUCGUUCCGACAACCGGGGUCGUCAAGACAUGAAUUAA
This is a messenger RNA of Schizosaccharomyces cryophilus OY26, 2784 nucleotides long. Its product is annotated as translation initiation factor eIF3c. The coding region runs from base 1 to 2784 and encodes 927 amino acids. Gene Ontology annotation, cellular component: eukaryotic translation initiation factor 3 complex. The transcript has 2 exons. Gene Ontology annotation, molecular function: RNA binding; translation initiation factor activity; translation initiation factor binding. Gene Ontology annotation, biological process: translational initiation. The record is from RefSeq and is a predicted model, not a curated record. Lineage: Eukaryota; Fungi; Ascomycota; Schizosaccharomycetes; Schizosaccharomycetales; Schizosaccharomycetaceae.